CGUUUCUCCCGCACUUUCUGGGAAGUGCUUCAUUUCCAGUUUCAGUUUUUCAACAGAUAAAACCUGAAAUUCCAGAUGUCUGUGUGGUGAGGAACCUCUAUAGACGCCUCUUAUGGGUGUAGGCCAACAGCAGAAAACAGGAAGGUGUUGAUAAGACACUCCAAAGUUCAGCGGCACACCUGAGGAGCGCUAGAUGGACAGCCAGGUACAGACUCUGUCACUGCACGAAGAAUGACCCACCGAAUGACUAAAUGGGAUUUUUCUAAUUUGUGGAUAUGAGAUUUCUAGGAAAGGUCUGGUGGAAAUAAUGAAAGGACUGUGUUUCUGACAAUUGGAUCUUUAUUGGAAGCUUCUCAAUUGGAGAUAUUUUCACUUGGUUGGAUAUGUGUCCUCUGAGAGUUACCGUUUUCUUGCUCUGCUUUACAGGUUGCUGGGGUCAGAGCUGUAAUCGCACAAAGGCUUAUUUUGAGUCCAGGAAUUUCUUCAGCGUUCUCCAUUGGGAUCCCGUUGAUGUUCUGGGUCAAACGCUUCUUUACAGCAUCCAGUAUAACCUUUAUGGGAAACCGUAUGAACCAGUGACGUGGUGUCAGAACAUCUCCACUCCUGUUUGUGACAUGACGGAUGUGAUGACCCAUGUGAUGAGCGACGUGACCUCUAAAUAUCAUGCCAAGGUCACGGCCGGUGGACAGUGCUUGGGAGAAGUGAUCUUCACUCCGUUUUGGGAAACCACAUUCGCAGCUCCGCAGUGGUCAGUAACAUCAAACCAAACCCAUCUGAACGUGACGGUUUCGCCGCCGAUGGCCGCUUGGAACCGCUCCAUCGAGAAUAUCGGCUUUUGGGGAAAAAGUUUCCCGAGAUCGUCCGUGAAGUACACAGUUCGUCUGACACAUCCCGAGUCACUGGCUGGAAAGGUGUUUGAGGACACGUCUCGCUCUGUGUUGAUUUGGCUUCAGGAGACAGACGUGCAGUACUGUGGUGAAGUGUUUUAUACGCUCACACACCCCGGUCUGUCCAGUCCCAGUGAAAACACUUCCUUCUGUGUGACGCUCUCAGCACCUAAUUCCUGGCUUCAUAUAUUAAUAUGGCCUGGUCUGCUUGCUCUGCUGCUGCUGAUCUUCCUACCCAUCAUGCUUUGCCAGCUGUCAGUAAACAGAAAGAGCUCCUUACCGAAAGUGCUGAUCCUGGAAAAGAACAGCGUUCCUGCGUUAUGUUCAUAUCCCAGAGAAGACAUCUUUAAACUGGAAGUGUGGUCCGGAUUUGAUAAAAAGCUUGAACCACUGUCUAUUUUUCCUCCGCCGGCGUCAGGGAUCAAGGUUAAAGAUGAUUAUGCAUCCCAGGAUUGGACACGCGAUCAACCAGACGUCCCAAUCCAGAACAGUUCAGAGUCGUCUGUGCACUACAGCAUGAUUGUGCCUCUCCAGAUCUCCAUCGAACCAUCAUCUGAUGCCACAACGGAUGAAACCCACUCGGAUUCAUUUGGUCCAGAGUUGAUUUCGAGCUUUUUAAUAGGCCAUCCAGACACUGAAAACAGCAGUGGGCCACUGGUGGUACCGGUUAGACCCACUAAAAAUGGUGCACUAGAGUUUCACAAUUGUUUAUUCCAGUGUGACAGUGGUCAAAACUCUCCAGAAGCUUCCCAGGACUCAGAAGGUUUAUCUGGAGAACAGACUCCUUUACUAUCUGACCUAGUUCAGAAGGACUCCAGGUGUAGCUCUUCCUACAGGCCUGUACACGUUUCUGACGCUGUGACGUCAAACUACAGGCAAAACUGGCUCCCAGGGAUUCCUCUGGAGGGACAACAAGACCAGAGGACUUAUGUUAGGAGGACAGACCACCUCCAGGACUCAACUGAACCGGAUGAGGACUUCAUAGAUGAAGAGGAACUUAGAGUUGGUGUGAUCUUUCUGGAGAAGUGGAUGGUGGAGACGCAGGGAUUGACUUUGCCUUGCAACUAAACGGUGGAGCUUCUUGCUCUUCUCAAUGCUCAUCUUAAUACAUCCAUGCAUGACAAAAAAAAUGUUUUUAGAUAUUCAUCUGUUGGGUUCAAUGCAUCAGGUAGUUGCAUAGGAAGUGGCGCACAUUUGAGAGUUCAUCACUUAAAAGUCUUUACGUAUGAAAUCAACCAAAUUCAGAAACCUCCCCAGCUAAAAUGCUUGAUUUUGGUUUUUUUUGUUUCUGAAAGAGAAACAUUAAUCGUGAUGAAAGCCAACAUAUUAUGUGCCAUAGAUUCGUUUUUACUGAUUAAUCCAUUAUUUUGUCAAAAUGACCAUUCACCUGAGAUUUGGAGCCAUAUUAUAGGUGGGAAAAAUGACUUUAGAAAAAUGGCAGCUACGUCAUGUUAAUAUUACACAGAGAUUGCUAGGUCUUUUAGUAAAAUUCGUUGAUUUAAGGAAUCUUUGUUGCAUUAUGUGUCAAAGGUGACCAAUCAAAAAUGGGAAAAAUGCACUUU
Messenger RNA from Carassius auratus (goldfish), 2449 nucleotides. RefSeq lists its product as uncharacterized. The transcript has 7 exons. Gene Ontology annotation, biological process: cytokine-mediated signaling pathway. Gene Ontology annotation, cellular component: plasma membrane. Gene Ontology annotation, molecular function: cytokine receptor activity; protein binding. NCBI's taxonomy places the organism in Eukaryota, Metazoa, Chordata, Actinopteri, Cypriniformes, Cyprinidae. The record is from RefSeq and is a predicted model, not a curated record. The coding region runs from base 384 to 1955 and encodes 523 amino acids.